CCCCUGUACCCUUCUCUCCAAGUUUUGGAGCUAAAACGUCUGUGGGGAGGAGGAAAGAGCUCAAAGGGAGGAUAGGGUAAAGACUCAGACGCUGAAGGACUCUCUGCAUAUGUACACACAGUCAUGGGUUUCCUCCUCGUGCCCAUCACCGUGCUGCAUCUGGUCACAUUGGCCAUGCUCUUCAUUUCCACCCUGGAGAAGUCCUGGUGGAUCUGGACAGAUUCAGAGAUCACAGACCUCUGGUACAAUUGCUUCCACGACAACGCCUCAGACACCUGGCUGUGUGCUUCUACUAAUGAAAGCGACUGGCUGCAGUCCAUGCAGGCCCUCAUGGUCCUCUCUGUGGUCUUCUCCUCCAUCUCCUUCUUGGUUUUCAUGGGCCAGCUCUUCACCAUGUCCAAAGGAGGACUCUUCUACUUCACAGGCCUCUUACAGGCCUUUGCAGGUUUCACAGACUUUGCUGCCUGCCUCAUCUUCACCUUCCACAGGAAGGAGAUCCUCGAUGGCUCCAGAGAUCUGAGCAGAGGGCGCUUCGGCUACUGCUUCAUCCUGGCGUGGCUGUGUGUCCCGAUGCUCCUGGUCAGUGCAGUCCUGUACGUCCAUCUGCGGAAGAAGCAGUGAGCUACGAAACCAUGCAGCGGAAUCAUGGAAGGGAAAAGGUUUCACUCGCUUCGAUCACUUCCCAGUUCACGUUGACCACCCGAGGUGCCCGAGAGGUGCCCGAGAAUGAAAAUACCUCUUUAUAAAAUACAAUUGUGUUGUUGUGCUACAUAGUUUGUGACAUUUGUGUCAUCAAAGGGGAAUAUCGCUGUCAUUAAAGAACAGCUCAGCUGAGUCAUGGUGUAAUAAACAAUGCUUUUAUUAAUGUGUAACAAUGAAGGUCUUUGAAAUAGAUAAUUAACAACAACAAAUGUAUAACCCGUCAUGCUCAUUUGAUUGUGUUGUUAUAUAUAUAUUUUUUACUUUUUAUUAAAAAACUAAGUUCAUGACUUGUGUCAAA
Molecule: messenger RNA, 1000 nt
Organism: Solea solea (common sole)
Lineage: Eukaryota; Metazoa; Chordata; Actinopteri; Pleuronectiformes; Soleidae
Gene: emp3a
Product: epithelial membrane protein 3a
Exons: 5
Coding region: 124-621 (165 amino acids)
Cellular component (GO): plasma membrane
Source: RefSeq, a predicted model, not a curated record